AGAAAGCAUUUUGCGAACCGUCGAUUCGUUCCCGACAGCUUAGCAUAAUUUUCGAAAUCAGAACCCACAGGCAAACGAGUUUUUCAGUCGCAGCCAACACCUUGAAUGGCGUAUUAAUUGUGUAAUCUAUAAGAGUCCAUUUGCAUAUGUAUGGGCGAGAUUGGCAGCUGCCAACGAGCCCCGCGGGAGAGAUGUAGAUGGUCUCCGAAUUGGGUUAGUUGGUUUAGUGUCGGCAUGAGUUAGUUCCACCAACACGGCCACCUUUGGGCAUAAACUGGGGCUUGGGACAAAGCCAUUACAAAUUAAUUUGGCAGACUUUUGCUAACCGUUCGCUGAACCAAUAAAAACUAUUCUAAUGAGAUGCUCUGGGCAAGACACGACAAAGGCAGCGCCAUCGAGCUGUUGACAACUGUUGUCGCGAUUCGGAGGAGGUUUAGUUUCCCUUCGACCAGGAACGGCAACGGUCGCAUUCGAAAUAUAUUAUUAACCUAAGGAAGGCUUAGUAUCCAAAUAUGCAGUGGUUGCUGUGUACUGCAUUUUUGCUCUUUGUGGCAUGGAGUUAUCCUGCGCAGGCAGUUCGGAUAUCUGCUCUACAAGUAGAGCAACGCUUGCCGCAAAAGCAGGCCAAGAUUGGUUCCAGAACCCAUCCCAUCGAGUAUGUCCUGCUGCCGAGUGCUCGUGGUGGAUAUAGAAGGCGUUAUGUCCACACUUUGGGAAAAGCAGCUCCCACAACAACCACCGAACGUCCACUGGUUCGGGUUUGGAACAGUUUCGUGCGCAGUGUUCAGCCCGCCUUCAGUUUCCGCAAUCUGACAAAUCCACUGGCCAACUUCUUCAACGACGGCAGUGCCAACAUUAUUGAGACCUCGCCCGUCUACCUGCAGACCUACGAUGACGACCAGGAGCUGCAGCUGGAGGAACCUGCAGCGGUGGCCCCGCAGAGUUCUAACAAACGCAAACGAAAGCGCCGCAAGCAGCAGAAGCACCGACCCGUCUACGAUUCGCAGGAGAACGACGAUGCUUACGGCUCUUAUGAUCCCUACUUCGCACCACCUCCUCCGUCACCAUCCGCACAUCCCAUGUUCUUCUACGACACCAACUCCGGCAGCUACUACGGAGUGCAGCGCUUCAGUCCGCAGGACUUCCAAGCUAAUUUCUACAACUUCAAUGACCAGCCGCAGAGCGAGCCGGAGGAGACCGAUGGCGAUCCGGAGGAGGAGGCUCCCGUGAUGAGGAGGCUCGGCACCAGGAAGGUGACUCUGCUGCGCCCGCUGCCCGUGUCAUCGGUCAAGGGUCAGUUGCCACCAAAAAAGGUGACAGAAGUCAGCAGGCCAGAACCGACCACUGAGAACGAAGAUGCGGUCGAGGAAACCGACAGCAGCGCACCGAGCGAUCCAACGACUAACGAUGAAGAUGAAGACGAUGGCGAUAUGGAAGCCAACUCACCACUCUCCGAGAGCAUGCGCAAUACCCUGGGCACGUACAUGCGCGACGAUAGCCACACCCGCCAGCGCCAGAGGCUCGCAAGCGAUGGAGCAGCAGGAGCCCGCGAUUCCGGCGCCAAAGUCUCGCCCCGCCAUCAUCAACGACGCCUCUUCCGACUGAGCGCCUGGUGA
Molecule: messenger RNA, 1616 nt
Organism: Drosophila gunungcola (fruit fly)
Lineage: Eukaryota; Metazoa; Arthropoda; Insecta; Diptera; Drosophilidae
Exons: 2
Coding region: 513-1616 (367 amino acids)
Source: RefSeq, a predicted model, not a curated record